Molecule: messenger RNA, 513 nt
Organism: Botrytis byssoidea
Lineage: Eukaryota; Fungi; Ascomycota; Leotiomycetes; Helotiales; Sclerotiniaceae
Exons: 2
Coding region: 1-513 (170 amino acids)
Source: RefSeq, a predicted model, not a curated record
AUGAUGAGGCAAGAAAUUUUGCCGAUCUUCGGAAGCUCGCAGUUACUCAGCUUUAUAGCAUGUAUGACUCUAUUGGAUGAGUUCAACACGCUGGACCUUCCACGGUCAUCUGAGCUGUCGAUCAGAGAAGUAACUAAUGUACCAAACACCCCCAAUCUCCUAACGCCAGUUUUAGAAAAGCCUCCAGGGUAUGAUGCGCUAGCUCCUUAUACGAUUCUUGAUAGACUUCCAGGCCAUGGAAGAGGUCUCACUAAGCUCGGACUCUAUCUAGAUUUUGCUACUCAAUGGCGUUGCAGCAGUACCGACGGCCUUCCGGGUCCUAAUCCAGACCCCUUCGUAUCGCCUCAUGAUGCAUUGUGCUACAUAAAGCUAAUUUCCGCGCUAUGUCCUUCACUACGGUAUGUGAAAAUUGCAUAUCGUGCAUGGAAGAUUGAUGCUGGGUCGCAGGCAUCUACAGUUAAAUUGGACGAAAAUGAUGAGUUCUUUGAAGAGUGUUGGCAAUGGCGCGGUUGA